This is a messenger RNA of Moneuplotes crassus, 1152 nucleotides long. The record is from the annotation of a GenBank genome assembly. NCBI's taxonomy places the organism in Eukaryota, Ciliophora, Spirotrichea, Euplotida, Euplotidae.
AUGGAAUCACAAAAGCCAAAGAAAGUUAUAGCCAGAGGGCUUAUAGGAGUCGUCGCUGAUGAUUCAGAGAUCUCAACUGUUGGAAUCGGGAAAGGACUCAAUUAUAGAGGAUAUAAUAUUGAGGAUCUCGCAAACGGGUGUAUUUUUGAAGAAGUCUUAUAUCUUUUACUCUAUAAAGAACUUCCUACAAAGGAUCAAUUGACAUACUUUCAAGAGCAGAUAGCUGAAAAUAGGUAUAUUCCUGCAACUCUUGCUGAAGUUAUUGAAUGUGUUCCAAAAGAUUCCCACCCAAUGGAUCUUAUGAGAACAGUAGCUUCUUUCCUAGGAACUAUUGAGCCAGAAAGUGAAAAAAAUGAUCAGUACAAAAUCUCUAUCAGACUUUCUGCAAUCUUUGCUCCAUGCCUCUUCUAUUGGUAUCAUUUUCAUAAAAGCGGGAAGAGAAUUGAAGUAGAUACUCACAAGUCUGAUACUAUCGCCAAGAAUAUUAUAAGACUUCUUAAGAAUGAUGGAAAGGAACCUGAAGAGCUGUUAGUAAAGACAAUGGAAGUGUCUCUUAUUCUUUAUGCUGAACAUGACUUCAAUGCCAGCGCUUACAAUGCAAGAGUUACUGCUUCUACACUCUCAGAUUUUUACUCAGGAAUCACAUCUGCUAUUGGGACUCUCAGAGGUCCUCUUCAUGGAGGAGCUAAUGAAGCUGCCAUUAGAUUCAUCAAGCAGUUUAAAACUAAGGAAGAGGCUGAAGCUAAAUUGUAUGAAAUGUACUCUCAAAAGAAGCUAGUGAUGGGAUUUGGUCAUAGAAUCUACAAAAACGGAGACCCAAGAUCAGACAUUAUUAAAGAAUACUCUAGAAAACUUACAAAGACCGAUCAAGGAAGACCGGAUUUGUUUGAGAUCUCGGAGCGUAUUGAAAAUAUCAUGAUGUCUGAGAAGAAGAUGCACCCAAAUCUUGACUUUUACAGUGCUUCUGCUUACUAUCAACUCGGACUACCAGUCGAUUUCUUCACUCCUAUUUUUGUUGUUUCGAGAACAUCAGGAUGGGCUGCACACAUAAUCGAGCAGAGGUCUAGAAACAAGCUGAUCAGACCAGCCUCUAACUACAUUGGCCCAGAGCCUAAAAAGUUUAGUGUGCUUGACAUGAGAAGUAAGAUCUAA